CGUAAACGUCCGUACACAUGUUAUUUUUCUACAUAUGUUGACGGAACAGCUAUUCCACUUUCAAUCACAUGUGAUAUGAACAGAUCCACAAUUGGUCAAAAUGAACCAAGGCUACGGAAGCCGAAUCAUGACAUGCUGCUGGAUUUUUGAAUUCUGAGCAGUAUUUUCGCACACAUAGCCAUAGGUGGCUAUCUAUCCGAAAAGCAAAGGGAUUCGGGGUUAUCUUUUUGCUUUACAAAUAAUUUCUGAUAACAAAACCUUUUGCUACUUCAUACAUUUUAGUUGCGUCCGCCAUUCUGUCAAUGGUCAGUGAAACGGUACUGUUAACAAAGCGAUUACGGAUCUGACAAAUCGGUGCAACCAGGAUGGAGUGGCAACCAGAUGAACAAGGUCUACAGCAGGUACUUCAGCUACUGAAAGACUCCCAAUCCCCCGACACGGCCACGCAGAGAGCUGUGCAGGAAAAACUGGAGCAGCUUAACCAGUUCCCAGACUUCAACAACUAUCUCAUCUUCGUCCUUACAAGUCUGAAAUCUGAGGAUGAGCCGACGCGCUCCCUGAGCGGUCUCAUAUUGAAGAACAACGUGAAGGCCCACUACCAGAACUUCCCACCUCUUGUGGCCGACUUCAUCAAGCGGGAAUGUCUCAACAACAUUGGAGACCCUUCGCCACUCAUCCGAGCCACCAUUGGUAUCUUGAUAACCACCAUAGCAUCUAAAGGAGAGCUCCAGACGUGGCCUGAACUCCUCCCUCAGCUCUGCAACCUGCUCAACUCGGAGGAUUACAACACCUGCGAGGGUUCCUUUGGGGCUCUGCAGAAGAUCUGCGAGGAUUCGUCCGAGCUGUUGGACAGCGACGCACUCAACAGGCCCCUGAACAUCAUGAUCCCCAAGUUCCUGCAGUUCUUUAAACACUGCAGCCCCAAGAUCAGGUCUCAUGCCAUAGCGUGUGUCAAUCAGUUCAUCAUCAGCCGCGCCCAGGCUCUGAUGGACAACAUCGACACCUUCAUCGAGAGUCUGUUUGCUCUGGCGGGUGAUGAAGACUGUGAGGUGAGGAAGAACGUGUGCCGGGCUCUGGUGAUGCUGCUGGAGGUCCGGAUUGAUCGCCUCAUACCUCACAUGCACAGCAUCAUCCAGUACAUGCUGCAGCGAACCCAGGACCCAGAUGAGAAUGUCAGCCUGGAGGCCUGUGAGUUCUGGCUCACCUUGGCUGAACAGCCCAUCUGCAAGGAGGCCCUGUCAGGACACCUGGUCCAACUCAUCCCAAUCCUGGUGAAUGGGAUGAAGUACUCCGAGAUAGAUAUCAUCCUUUUGAAGGGAGAUGUGGAGGAGGAGGACGACACGGUCCCCGACAGUGAGCAGGACAUAAAGCCCCGCUUCCACAAGUCCCGGACCGUCACCCUGCAGCACGAGGGGGGAGAGGGGGAGGAGGGGGAGGACGAUGAAGACGAGGACGACGAUGACGACACGCUUUCUGACUGGAACCUGCGGAAGUGUUCGGCGGCUGCCUUGGACGUGCUGGCCAACGUGUUCCGCGAUGACCUCCUCCCGCACCUCCUGCCCCUGCUGAAGGGCCUGCUGUUCCACCCCGACUGGGUCGUCAAGGAGUCGGGGAUACUGGUGCUGGGGGCCAUCGCUGAGGGUUGUAUGCAGGGCAUGGUCCCCUACCUGCCGGAGCUGAUGCCUCACCUAAUCCAGUGUCUGUGUGAUAAGAAGGCCCUGGUGCGCUCCAUCGCCUGCUGGACGCUGUCCCGCUACGCCCACUGGGUGGUGGGGCAGCCCCCGGACUCCCACCUCAAACCCCUGAUGACCGAGCUGCUCAAGAGGAUCCUGGACGGGAACAAGAGGGUGCAGGAGGCCGCGUGCAGUGCCUUUGCUACUCUAGAGGAGGAGGCGUGCACAGAACUGGUUCCCUAUCUGAGCUUCAUCCUGGACACUCUGGUGUUUGCCUUUGGGAAGUACCAACACAAGAACCUGCUGAUUCUCUACGACGCCAUUGGGACCCUGGCAGACUCUGUGGGUCACCACCUCAACCAGCCGGAGUACAUAGAGAAGUUGAUGCCUCCCCUUAUAGCGAAGUGGAACGAGCUGAAGGACGAGGACAAGGACCUGUUCCCCCUGUUAGAGUGUCUGUCGUCCGUAGCGACCGCCCUGCAGAAUGGCUUCCUGCCUUACUGUGAACCAGUCUACCAACGCUGUGUCACCCUGGUCCAGAAGACCCUGGCCCAGGCCAUGAUGUACAGCCAGCAGCCUGAGCAGUAUGAGGCCCCUGACAAGGACUUCAUGAUCGUGGCCCUGGACCUCCUCAGUGGGCUGGCCGAGGGCCUGGGGGCCCACGUGGAUCAGCUGGUGGCCCGGAGCAAUGUCAUGACCCUGUUGUUCCAGUGCAUGCAGGAUACGAUGCCGGAGGUGAGACAGAGCUCCUUUGCUCUGCUGGGUGACCUGACCAAAGCCUGUUUCCCUCAUGUCAAGCCGUGCAUUGCUGAGUUCAUGCCCAUACUAGGUACCAACCUGAACCCGGAGUUCAUCUCUGUGUGCAACAACGCAACCUGGGCCAUCGGAGAGAUCUGCAUGCAGAUGGGUGUGGAGAUGCAGCCGUAUGUGUCCAUGGUCCUGAAUCAGCUGGUGGAGAUCAUCAACAGACCCAACACACCCAAGACCCUGCUGGAGAACACCGCCAUCACCAUUGGUCGUCUAGGUUACGUGUGCCCUCAGGAGGUGGCUCCCAUGUUGCAGCAGUUCAUCAGACCCUGGUGUACGUCACUACGAAACAUCCGCGAUAAUGAGGAGAAAGACUCCGCCUUCCGAGGGAUCUGCAUGAUGAUUGGUGUAAACCCUGGAGGCGUGGUCCAGGACUUCAUCUUCUUCUGCGACGCGGUGGCCUCCUGGGUGACCCCUAAAGACGACCUCCGAGACAUGUUCUACAAGAUCCUUCAUGGCUUUAAGGACCAGGUGGGUGAGGAGAACUGGCAGCAGUUUUCAGAACAGUUUCCCCCUCAGCUGAAGGAGAGGCUGUCUGCCUGCUAUGGAGUCUAGAACCCCCCCCCGUAACCUAACAUCAGGUGAGCCAGUAGUUGUGGAGGAGGGUGAACGGGAAACUCAUCCAUCCAUGUUAUUGCACUGCCCUGAACAGACCUGGGGGGGAGGGGGGGGAGGAGAGGGAUGCACCACGCCAUUGGCCGCUCCCCCUCACGGACGGCCCCCACGCCCUGUGUU
This is a messenger RNA of Esox lucius (northern pike), 3215 nucleotides long. RefSeq names its product transportin-2 (gene tnpo2b). The record is from RefSeq and is a predicted model, not a curated record. Lineage: Eukaryota; Metazoa; Chordata; Actinopteri; Esociformes; Esocidae. Gene Ontology annotation, molecular function: small GTPase binding; nuclear import signal receptor activity. Bases 366 to 3035 code for a protein of 889 amino acids. Gene Ontology annotation, cellular component: nucleus; cytoplasm. The transcript is spliced from 24 exons. Gene Ontology annotation, biological process: protein import into nucleus.